AUGUCGGCGGCAAGGCUGCUCCACAGGGUUUCCGGUGUUCCGAGUCGAAUCAAGACACGCAGUGUAGCAACUCAAAUGGUGGAGGGAGAAGUGCUCGCCUCGGCCCGUGGGGUCGUCGGAACCAUCACUCUGAACCGACCGAAAGCGCUAAAUGCCCUGAACCUGAACAUGGUCCGCAAGAUGUACCCGCUGCUUCAGGAAUGGAACUGCGCCGGCGAUAUCCAGCUAAUUUUGAUCAAGGGCGCCGGAGAGAAGGCUUUUUGUGCCGGUGGUGAUGUGCUUGCCGUCUCUGCUUCUGCGCUGAAAGAACGUGCGGGUGAGGAGACGACGUUGCACAAGGAUUUCUUCAAGGAAGAAUAUCGCCUCAAUUUCUUGCUCGGAAAAAUGUCUACUCCCUACGUUGCUCUAAUGGACGGCAUCGUUAUGGGCGGGGGUUGCGGUCUCUCAAUCAACGGCCGUUAUCGGGUUGCCACGGAAAAGACGAUGCUGGCUAUGCCUGAAACAGCUCUCGGUCUGUUCCCGGAUGUUGGUGGCAGCUAUUUUCUCUCAAGGCUUUCUGAUAAUCUGGGCAUGUUCCUUGCGCUAACCGGCCACAGACUGACCGGUGCCGACGUAUUCCACAGCGGGUUAGCGAGUCACUACAUCCGGUCUGAGGAUUUGCCCAAACUAGAAGAAGAAUUUGCUGGAUUGAAAAAGAUUGACGACGCACUCGUUCGAGAUGUUCUUGCCUCGUAUUCGGCAGCCGAGGUGCCCGAGUUUGGCUUGAAAAAGGAUCUCGAGAAAAUUCGGCGUUGUUUUGCCGGGAGGUCUGUGGUCGACAUCAUCAAGCGUUUAAAAGACGAUGACAGUGAAUGGGCCAAGAAACAGCACGCAGUUAUCGGCAAAAUGAGCCCGACUUCUCUGAAGGUGACCGCUCAACAAUUAGACAUGGGAAGCCGGAUGUCUUUCGCAGAGAUAUUCCCGAUGGAAUACCGUCUAUCACAACGUCUCAUGGAGGAACACGAUUUCCACGAAGGCUGUCGUGCUAUUUUGAUCGACAAGGACCGUAAACCGAAAUGGAAGCCAGCAACCCUCGAGGAAGUUGAUGAUCAUACUGUUGACAGCUAUUUCCGCCGACUUCCCACACACAGAGAACUAGAACUUCACGACCACUAUGUGAAUUAU
Messenger RNA from Mesorhabditis spiculigera, 1164 nucleotides. NCBI's taxonomy places the organism in Eukaryota, Metazoa, Nematoda, Chromadorea, Rhabditida, Rhabditidae. The record is from the annotation of a GenBank genome assembly.